AUGUACCUCCAGUCGCUACAGGAACUUCAACGUCCCAGCGCGAUAGAUCACCAUAUCACCACCGCCCACAAGAUCCUGUGCAUCAGUUCUCACAUCGAAAGCAUAGCGAACCUGAGUCACCUGAAAAAUCUGCAAAUACUGAGCAUCCGGGCCAAUCGCAUAGCCGAGUGUGUCAACUGGCAUAUUCAGCUGGGUAAUCUGGUUAGUUUGAAUCUGUCCCAGAAGCGCAUCCGUCGGCUGAAAGGAUUCUCGAAGCUGUUCGAUGACGUCAAUGAAAUCGAUCACAUAGGAAAUUUACCGUUGCUGGAAAAUCUACGACUGAUGUGGAAUCCGAAGGCCGGAAGUGUCGGUAUGAAGUAG
Molecule: messenger RNA, 360 nt
Organism: Uranotaenia lowii
Lineage: Eukaryota; Metazoa; Arthropoda; Insecta; Diptera; Culicidae
Product: dynein axonemal light chain 1-like
Exons: 2
Coding region: 1-360 (119 amino acids)
Source: RefSeq, a predicted model, not a curated record